Nelumbo nucifera (sacred lotus) is the source of this 2367-nucleotide messenger RNA. RefSeq names its product VIN3-like protein 2. The record is from RefSeq and is a predicted model, not a curated record. NCBI's taxonomy places the organism in Eukaryota, Viridiplantae, Streptophyta, Magnoliopsida, Proteales, Nelumbonaceae. Gene Ontology annotation, biological process: vernalization response; epigenetic regulation of gene expression.
CUUUUGCUGCUUUCCUUUAUUCUAUUCUAGUCUCUCUUCCAGUUUUCCUUCCUUCUUUUAUUGCUUGAUCAGUUGUUCUACUAAUUGCUUCUUAUUUCUAUGUUUCCUUCUCAGGAAAUAAAUGUCUCUAAAUAGCAUGGAAAUGCCCUUUUCUUCUUGAGCUUCUUCAGCUUGAGAAAGAAAAAGAGGGUUUUAUCUGUUCCUUUUCCUCCAUUUUCUUCCGUUCUUCUGUUGGUUUACCAUGAGAAAACCAGCGGAAAGAUUUUCAGGCGUGGAAUCAUUGUUCUCAGGUUUUGUGCUUGACCCUGCAAAAUGUAGUCAACUGAGCUUGGAAGAGAAAAGGGAACUAGUCCAUGAAAUUUCCCAAUGGUCAAAGGAUGCUCCAGAGAUCCUUCGUUCCUGGAGUCGCCGAGAGCUUCUUGAGAUAAUCUGUGCUGAAAUGGGUAAAGAGAGGAAAUAUACAGGCUUUACAAAAUUUAGAAUGAUAGAGCAUCUUCUCAAGUUAGUGGCCAAGAGAACAGUGAAAAACAUUACUGAUGAUCCAUUAGCUGUUUCACCAUCUAAGAGUCAAAUUGGUUCAAAAAGACAAAGGAAGAAAGAGCAUCCACUCCGGCUAGCAACUGAUGCAGAUCAUGUUCCCAAGGCAAAUAUUAAAGAAGAGCAAUUGGACAUGGUACUCUGUCAAAAUCUUGCAUGUAGAGCUAAUUUAAGCCCAGAGGAUGCUUUUUGUAAGAGAUGUUCAUGCUGCAUCUGUCACCGUUAUGAUGAUAACAAGGAUCCUAGUCUAUGGUUAACCUGCAGUUCUGAUCCUCCAAAUCAGGAUGAUUCCUGUGGAAUGUCAUGCCACUUGGAAUGUGCUCUUAAGCAUGAAAGGGCUGGCAUUAUGAAGAAUGGGUGCCAAACAAGGUUGGAUGGCAGUUUCUAUUGUGUUUUCUGUGGCAAAGUUAAUGAACUUAUGGGAACCUUGAGAAAACAAUUGUUAAUUGCCAAGGAUGCCAGAAGGGUGGAUGUCCUGUGUCAUCGGAUAUCCCUUAGCCAUAAGAUUCUCAAAGGAACAGAGCUAUACAAAGAACUUCAAAGGAUAGUUGACACUGCAUUGAAGAAACUCAAGAAAGAGGUAGGGCCUCUGGAUCGAGUAUCUGCAAAGAUGGCAAGGGGCAUUGUUAACAGGCUUUCUUGCGGUGCUGAAGUUCAAAAGCUAUGUGCUUCAGCAGUAGAAGCUAUUGAUUCCAUGCUUUCGGGCUUGCAUCCUGAGCCUCAUCAUAUUGAUCUUAAAGGACAACAAACUUGUCAGAUCCACUUUGAAGAACCAACAGCAACCUCCAUUGUUGUUGUUUUGGAAUAUGAAGAUAAUCUGUUGGAGGACUUUCUAGGUUGUAGACUCUGGCAUCGAAGGUCCACUGUGAUGGACUAUCCAGAAAAGCCCACUUACAUUGUGCUGAGGCCAGAAAAGAGAUUUGUCAUAUCAGGUCUUGAUCCUUCGACGGAGUACUUCUGCAAGGUUUCUCUGUUCAGCAGCACAAAGGAACUGGGUGCAUGGGAAGCUAAAUGGAUCACACAAGCACCAAGCAGAAGCUCUAUUUCAGCUCUGGAUGAAGAGCAUGAGAAGGAAGAUCAAGUUCCAACAGUUCAAGCAAAUUCCCAGAGGGAUUCAACAAACUCAAGUGACAUCCGGUUAGCCUGUGGUGAUCACUACUCAAAACUUCGAUCAUUGGAGGACAUCAGCAAACAUGAUGAGUGCCACCGGCCACCUCUUCCCACGGCUGCAAAUUACAUUGGCUCCACAUCUGUUCCUCCUACCACACCAUGCAAAUCUGAUGGAACCCAUGAGGUUCCAGGUUCUGUUUCUAAGAAGCAAUGGACAGAAAGGAACUACGAGUAUUGUGUACGAGUUGUCAGAUGGUUAGAGCAGGAAGGACACAUAGAGAAGGAUUUCAGGGUGAAGUUUCUAACUUGGUUCAGCUUGAAAGCAACAAUGCAAGAGAAGAGAGUAGUCAGUGCUUUUGUGGAUACCCUGAUUGAUGACCCCCCAAGCUUGGCAGGUCAGCUCAUUGAUACUUUCAUGGACGAAAUUUGCAAUGAACAGAAGCCUGUCUCUCGAAGCGUUUUCUGUACUAGAUUGUGGCAUUGAAUAUUGAAAAGUUGGUUUAUCAUGACAACUCAGAAGUAGGGAGUAGUUGAUCUUGUUAGAAUCCUUAUAGAGAAAAAAGAUUAUUGAACUCUUCUAACAUGGAUAUUAACCUGAUGUAACUCUACUGCACCAUUGUCUCUGGAAUGCUCAUCCCUGGCAUUUCAUGGAGUAUGAUCUUUGUGAAGGAAAAGUAGAACGGGAAAUACCUAGAUGCAAAUUCUAUCCAUUAAUGUUCA